CUAGAGUCUUCUGCAACUUUCUUUUCAUGAAACUACUGUAAUCUUCUGCUAACAUAUAUAAUCUCAAACACUAUCUUCUCCAAUUUCAAUUGUCUUAUCUUUCGACUUUUCUUCUUCUUCUUCUUAAGAGAUUUUUCUCCAAGAAAGUUCGCUCCUUUUCUCUGUUCUUAACAAAAAAGUCUCGGUUUUUUUCUCUUUGUUUUGGGUACUAGCGUGAUGUCUUCUGAGAAUGAUUUCGUUGAGUUUUCUUCUAUGUUCGAGAGAAUUAUACAAGGAAGAGGUGAUGGUCUCUCUCGAUUUUUGCCGGUGAUUGUAGCUUUAGCCGCCAGAGAAGACGAUGAUGACCAAGGAUCUACCGAUCAAACAACGAGACGGGGAGAUCCGUUGAGUCCAAGGUUCGUGAUGAUCGGAUCGCGAUCGGGACUCGACGAUUUCUUUAGCGACGGUGGAAAACAAGGGAGGUCGCCGGCGUUGAAGUCAGAAGUGGAGAAUAUGCCACGUGUCGUGAUCGGAGAAGAUAAGGAGAAAUAUGGUGGUUCUUGCGCGAUUUGUUUGGAUGAGUGGUCUAAAGGUGACGUGGCGGCGGAGAUGCCUUGUAAACAUAAGUUUCACUCAAAGUGUGUGGAGGAGUGGUUAGGGAGGCACGCCACGUGUCCUAUGUGUAGGUAUGAGAUGCCUGUUGAAGAAGUUGAAGAAGAGAAGAAGAUUGGGAUUUGGAUUGGUUUCUCCAUUAACGCCGGCGACAGAAGAAACUAAGAAGACGGAGGAAGAAGAAGUUAAAAGUGACUCGAACCCUCAAGAUGCAACAUGGGGCUAGGUUUAGGUUUAGGUUUGCUAGAAUGUUUUGUAUAGUUUCGUUUUCGUUUACUGAAAUCAAUUUCGAAUUCAAUAAAAUUGGUUGCUUAAGUUGUAAGUAUUAAUCAGCAACUUGAUUCUUUCUCAUUGAAGCAAACUACAACAGAAACAAAGAUUUCAAUGUGUUAUGGCUGUGGUUGUGGGCUACCUUGAGGGCUAAGAAAUGUAUCUUCUUGCUCUUCUCGUUCUUUGAGUAUUUUGAUUCCUUG
Messenger RNA from Arabidopsis thaliana (thale cress), 1064 nucleotides. Its product is annotated as RING/U-box superfamily protein. The transcript has a single exon. Gene Ontology annotation, cellular component: cytoplasm. Gene Ontology annotation, biological process: protein ubiquitination. The coding region runs from base 217 to 756 and encodes 179 amino acids. Lineage: Eukaryota; Viridiplantae; Streptophyta; Magnoliopsida; Brassicales; Brassicaceae. The record is from RefSeq and is marked reviewed. Gene Ontology annotation, molecular function: ubiquitin-protein transferase activity; ubiquitin protein ligase activity.